UAUAAAUAUUUCAGUUCUACUUAGUUUUUUAUUUUAUUUCAAUUUCUGACAUUGUGUUUAUAUACAUAAAAUGGGCUUAAGAAAUUGUGAAAUAAUGUUUGACAAUCCUUACAACACGUAUUAUUCUGGACAAACUAUUAAAGGUGUAGUCAAUGUUUCAUUUGAUUCUACAAAAAAAAUUCGCGGUAUUUCCAUAAAACUAAAGGGCGAAGCAAAAACAAAAUGGACAGAACGUCAACAAAAACAACAGUUUGGCCACACUGCAGGAUCGAAUAAUCAUCAUUCAGGACAGAAUAAUUACGAGUAUAUAAACGUAGAUUUCACUGGCAGCGAAGAAUAUUUCAAAUUCCAAUACUAUUUAUUGGGUGCAAAAAAAGGUGAUAAACUCGAAAUACCACCUGGAAAAUAUUCAUAUCCUUUUUCGUGUAAAUUACCUGAAUCAUUGCCAUCAUCUUUUGAAGGAAAAUAUGGCCAUAUACGUUAUACAGCUAAGGUAACAUUGGAUAGACCUUGGAAGUUUGAUCAAGAAUAUAAAACUGCAUUUACCGUUAUUUCAACUGUAGACUUAAAUUUAAAUCCUCAAGUCAAGAUUCCAAUUGAUGUUUCAGUUGAUAAAACCUUUGGGUGCAGUUGUUUUGGAUGGUGUUGCGAUACUGGUUCUAUGGUAAUAACCGGAUCGUUACCAUAUACGGGUUUUGUUUCGGGCCAAGAAAUUCCAUUAUCGCUAAAAUUUGAUAAUGAUUCCAACGUGGAACUUCAAAGUAUUAACAUAGAAUUAAAAAAGAACAUAUUAUUCCAUUCCCAAUAUCCAUCCAGAGAAACAAAGAAAUUCGACGAAAUAGUUUGGAGACGGAUAAUUAAACCAAAUGACGGCCUACAUUCGAAUACAAUUUGCCAACCAAUUAUGAUUCCAGCCUUACCACCAUCAAAUUUGUAUCAUUGUUCAAUAAUUGGUUUAAACUAUACAAUUAAGAUUCAAGUAAAAUUUAUGGGAUCUCACACCGGUAAAACUAUUAAAAUUCCAAUAGUAUUAGGGACUAUUCCGUUAACUUCACAAAUUACCAUGGAUGCAGUAAAUAGUAAAGACAGUUCUAUUGAUAAUCGACAGCAACAAGGAGCUCCAGCAAUUGGAUUUAUUGUUACAUCCACAGAACCAACGGCCCCACCAGGACCAGCAAGCUCCGAUACAAAUUUUGAUUCAAAUACUUCCCCUCCUCCAUAUCAUUUAUUAUAUCCGAACAUGCCGGUACCUACGUAUACUGAAAGUGAAUUCAAAGCUGAAACAAUCCAGGAUGAAAAUGACGACAAUGAACACACACAAUUUGGUUUUUCAUAUUUUGCACCCAGAUAUCCUGUUUACAAUUUUGCAUUACCAUCAAAUGUAAACCAAAGGUUUUGAUUUAACAACUGCAUCCUAGUUGUACGUUAUCGUGGAAAAUAAUAAACCAUAAAAAACGUAUACACAAUUUUUUGCAAAGACUAAUAGAAAAAUCCGUGGAAUUUGGAUAGGUAUACACUAACUAUUCAUGAGCCCAUCAUUCGAAGAGCCAUAAAGAAAAUUCUCAAACUGUUUCAAUUUUGGAGAAGAAAUUCUUUAGAAAUGUAA
Messenger RNA from Chrysoperla carnea, 1606 nucleotides. Its product is annotated as arrestin domain-containing protein 17-like. Gene Ontology annotation, cellular component: cytoplasm. NCBI's taxonomy places the organism in Eukaryota, Metazoa, Arthropoda, Insecta, Neuroptera, Chrysopidae. The transcript has 7 exons. Gene Ontology annotation, biological process: protein transport. The record is from RefSeq and is a predicted model, not a curated record. The coding region runs from base 71 to 1399 and encodes 442 amino acids.